Drosophila innubila is the source of this 783-nucleotide messenger RNA. Its product is annotated as protein D2. The record is from RefSeq and is a predicted model, not a curated record. Lineage: Eukaryota; Metazoa; Arthropoda; Insecta; Diptera; Drosophilidae. The transcript is spliced from 2 exons. Bases 114 to 719 code for a protein of 201 amino acids.
GUGAACAGACCUCGACAGAGAGAAGGUCUCAUUGUUGUUGGCAUAAUCUUAAAGUUUGCUGAAUUACAUCAAGUUUGCUUUUCACUUCAGUUAGUCAAUUACAUUAGUCGACAAUGUUAUUCCCUUGGAUAUUAAUUGCCAUGAUAUUGGCUGUGCAGUCCGAGUCUGUGGAGGAUGCAUUCAAGACGCAUGGCGUAGUGCCAGAUGUGAUACCUGAAGCACCAAACCAGUUACUCAAGGUCACAUAUAACAAUGGACUAGUGGCCAAAAAUGGUGUGGAGUUUACGCCGACACAGGUGAAGGAGCAACCCCUUGUGGAAUGGAACGCGGAGCCGAGUGAUUAUUACACGCUCAUCAUGACCGAUCCCGAUGCACCCAGUCGUGCAGAUCCCAAGUUCCGAGAGUUCAAGCACUGGGUAGUUGUUAACAUCGCCGGCAACGAUGUGAGCAGCGGUGAGGCGCUGGCAGAGUACGUUGGGUCCGGUCCACCCAAGGAUACGGGGCUGCAUCGCUAUGUGUUCCUGCUAUACAAGCAGCCGGGCAAGCUACAGUUUGAUGGCGCUCGCGUUAGCAACAAAUCGCGUCGGAAUAGACCCAAAUUCCAUGCAGCCAAGUUUGCAGAGCAUCAUCAGCUGGGCAAUCCGGUGGCUGGCACCUUCUAUCAGGCUCAGUACGACGACUAUGUGCCGACAUUGCACCAACAGCUGUCAGAGAACUGAUUGGUAUUGAUAUUUGUAGUAUUUCAUGAAUUAUAAAAGAUUUCUUUUGGUUUUAUUGUUUCUU